AUGAAGAAGGGUCGCGUCACGCCCAGCCCCUCUCCAUCACCUACCCAAACGCCAUCGCCGACUGGCGACGUGUUGAGUGGCUACUCCGCUCAGACGACAAUCAGCGGUCGUGAGUGCGCGCCUUAUAUCUACAGCUGGAGCACCUCCACUCAACUCGGAGCUGAAGUGGUGCAUGAUCUACUAAUGCGUUCGUUGUCGAUCUGGGAGAAUAAGGACGUUGUUCGAUGCUGUGCCUGCCACAACAAGGAUCUCUACCAUAACAUCGGCAUGUGGAGGGUGUGCCGCAAAUGUGGGACUAGUGUGUUGAACUGGCGAGGCGUAAACGGCAGAUGUUCCCCAGACGAGGCGUUCCACCAGGAGAACACCACCAACAUUUUGGAAGCCUUGAAGGGAUCCUGCCUCGAAUGUCGGAUGCGCCGCUGCAUCAUUUUUGGAUACACCCCGGUGCAUCCGCGAGUUCAACGCCUCUUCAGCGUCUGGCCAAAAGCCGGCGCAAGCGUGCGCACCGCGGUUGAGCUCGAC
Molecule: messenger RNA, 522 nt
Organism: Mesorhabditis spiculigera
Lineage: Eukaryota; Metazoa; Nematoda; Chromadorea; Rhabditida; Rhabditidae
Source: the annotation of a GenBank genome assembly